Colletotrichum graminicola M1.001 is the source of this 438-nucleotide messenger RNA. RefSeq lists its product as uncharacterized. The transcript has 4 exons. The record is from RefSeq and is a predicted model, not a curated record. NCBI's taxonomy places the organism in Eukaryota, Fungi, Ascomycota, Sordariomycetes, Glomerellales, Glomerellaceae. Bases 1 to 438 code for a protein of 145 amino acids.
AUGGCCACGGCUGAAACUGUAGACCUGGGCGAAGUACAUGAGCCUAGAGAGGAAUCCAUCAAGGUUUUCAGAGAGAUUGAGCAUGAUCUAAAGAAGGAAUUGCUUCACAUCCGACGGGAGUAUCAGAAGCACGAGCCCGAGUAUUUUCAGGCUGUAGCACACCUCGAUGAUCACGCGCUUGCUGCCUUUGGCCCGGACGAUUUAGUUGCCAUAAGAGUCGCUGUCUCAGCCUACGGAAUCCACCUUUUCGGCAAAAUUCGCAUCCCAGCCUUGCCUGAUUCUGGGCCCGCCUAUAUUCACUUUCGGGCCUUUGUACCAGGAGGCGAACCACCAAAGCUCCAUAGCAUUCACACAGAGGAGAAAGAACACUCUGACGGUGACAAAACAUACCGGGCCAUAUUCACCAAGGGUGAUGCGUUGGAAUGGUUUGACACAUAG